GAGAGGGUUUGGGGAAAGACUCGGUCAGGAUUGUGGGGAGGAACAGAAAAAGCCUCUCAACAUCACCAUCACGCUCCAAAGACCAGCAGUAUAGACGAACAGCACCACCUACAACAUCGCCGCUCCACCGGGUCCCUCUCCGCUCACCGGCACCUCGCACGCAGACCAGGCGAAGCGUCCUUGGCGCCUCCUGAGCCGACACUGUCCGAUCAGAGAGCGAGAGAGAAAGAGAGAGAGAGAGAGAGAGAGAGAGAGAGAGAGAGAGAGAGAGAGAGAGAGAGAGAGAGAGAGUAGUUGUCUCUGACAUUAUAGAGUCUCCUACCACGUACUGUAUGUUACUUUUUUCCCCCUCCCGGCGACGUCCUCAGCUUAGUUGCGCUCCUGGAUUUUAAGUGCGUCUUGGCCAAGUCCGUCCCCGUCAAGCAGCAGCUCCAACCUUCCUGUCAAUCGGCCGGACCAAACAACCGGCGGACCGCUUGUUCUAUCUUUCACUUCACCCGGACAAGAUUUCAUGCGAUAUAAAGUACGGAUGCUGGAGUCUUUGAGUUGAUUGGAACAAAUAGAAAGCAGAAAAAAAGACAGAUAAAGGAAGAGCAGAAGAGUGAAGAGAGAGCCGAAGAAAGAGGAGAGAAAAGAAAGCAUAAAAUUCUUUAGAAAGAGGAGAGAAAGAAAGAGACGGGGACGAUGGGGAGGAAAAAGAUUCAGAUCACGCGGAUUAUGGAUGAACGCAACAGACAGGUGACAUUUACAAAGCGAAAGUUUGGCCUGAUGAAGAAGGCGUAUGAGCUGAGUGUGCUGUGUGACUGUGAGAUUGCCCUGAUCAUCUUCAAUAGCACCAACAAGCUGUUCCAGUAUGCCAGCACAGACAUGGACAAGGUCCUGCUUAAAUACACCGAGUACAACGAGCCCCAUGAGAGCAGGACCAACUCUGAUAUUGUGGAGACAUUGAGAAAGAAGGGCCUAAACGGCUGUGACAGCCCAGACCCUGAUGCAGACGACUCGGUCGGCCACAGCCCCGAGUCCGAGGACAAGUACAGGAAAAUAAACGAGGACAUUGAUCUGAUGAUCAGCAGACAGAGACUGUGUCAGGCCGUGCCCCCAUCAAACUAUGACAUGUCUGUGUCCAUUCCCGUUAGCAACCAGAACAAUCUCAUUUACAGCCAUCCUGGUAGUUCUCUAGGCAACCACAACCUGUUGCCACUGUCGCACCAUGGCCUACAGAGAAACAGCAUGUCUCCCGGAGUUACACACAGACCCCCCAGUGCAGGUGGCCUCAUGGGUGCUGACCUCACCACUGGCGCAGGCACCAGUGCUGGAAAUGGAUACGGGAACCACCGCAACUCGCCAGGUCUGCUGGUUUCUCCAGGCGGCAUGAACAAGAACAUGCAGGCUAAGUCUCCCCCGCCCAUGAACUUAGGCAUGAACAACCGCAAACCUGACCUACGUGUGCUCAUCCCCCCUGGCGCCAAAAACAACAUGCCCUCCAUCUCUGAGGAUGUUGAUCUGCUAUUGAACCAGAGAAUAAACAACUCCCAGUCUGCUCAGUCAUUGGCAACCCCAGUGGUAUCAGUAGCAACUCCCACUCUACCAGGACAAGGCAUGGGCGGUUACCCAUCUGCCAUCUCUACUUCUUAUGGUACCGAGUAUUCCCUGAAUAGUGCGGACCUGUCCUCCCUGUCUGGCUUCAACAGUGGCAGCUCCCUUCACCUCGGCUCAAUGAGCGGGUGGCAACAACAACACCUUCAGAACAUGCAGCAUUCAGCCCUCGGCCAGCUAGGAAAUUGCUCUAGCUCUCACUUAUGUCAGGGUUCAAAUCUCUCCCUGCCCUCUGCUCAAAGCCUGCACAUCAAGUCCGAACCUGUUUCUCCUCCUAGAGAUCGCACCAGCAGCACGGGGGGCUACGGUGGGGUACCACCUCCCCAGAACCCCUCGUCCCGCCAGGACUCGGGACGCUCCCCUGUUGAUAGCCUGAGCAGUUGUAGCAGCUCCCAUGAGGGCAGCGACCGCGAUGAGCACAGGAAUGAGUUCCACUCGCCUCUGGGACUGGCCCGACCCGCCCUGGACGAGCGCGAGAGCCCCUCCAUCAAACGGGUGCGCCUGUCAGAAGGAUGGGCAACAUGAUAGCUCUGUCCACUCCCCGGCAGUGCCCCGAGUUGCCCUGAGCCCCCCCGACAACGCAGCGUUACGAUGCCCCCAAAGUCAGCUCCCUCCUCUUCCUCCUCUCACUCGAUGUCACGAGUCACUCACCACCCAACCCCAUGGCCUCUCUCCUUUUAUCUCUUUAACGCUGAAGGAAAGAAAAGGGACAGCCCUUUUCAAAAAUAUAUUUGUAAUUUCUUUUUUUUUUCUUUUCUUUUUGCUGAGUGUGUGUGUGCUAUACAUAUUGACAUUAUAUAAACCAGUGGGGUGUUGUAAUGGGGGAUGGGGAGGGUGGGUGUUGGUUGGGACAGGAUCUGGGGGUAUUUUUGUUGGGGAACUAUGCAUAAAUUGUAUUGUGUUUGGAUAAAAAGAAUCAUGUAUGCAUAUAUCUUUACACGUGUGUGUAUGUGUACAUAUAUGCAUAUCAUCAAAUAAUCAAAAAAAAUAGGCAGGUACUCUGUUUCAUAAAACGUACUUACACUUUGCCUCAGCGAUAUAUCAGUGACUAGAAAAAAUAAAUUAAAAAAAAUAAUAACAUGAGAGUGAGUGUGUCCAAUGGAAAACACUUUAGCACUUGAGUUGGGCAAACAAUACAUGUGUACAGUGUCGGUUUCAUUGCUAUAUACCUUCUCUGCAGUUCUCCCUUGCAAAAAUGUGUGUUAACAUUAGAUGAUGUCAUGUUGCAGGUUCAACGUAUUUAUGUAAAUAGAGGGUGAAGGGGGGAAGGGCAGGGGUCAAAAGUUGCCAGACAUUACAAGAUUUAUUUACUCACAAAAUGAAAAGCUAUUAUGCAACAUUUGAAGGAUUGUACAGGUAAACAGGCAGACCCAAUGCUAGAUAUGUGGGACCUUUGAUUUUAGCGCUCCCCUUAAAGAACGGAGCUGAGCAAGGACCACCCUUUGAUCUGAGAACUACGUUAGUGUAAUCAAGAAAACUCUGGAUCUAGUAUUAAUAUUCAGUAUUAAUAAACAAAAACAAAAAAAGGAAAAAAUAAAAAACAAUUGUACGAUACACUUGCUUAUAUUUUCAUAUGAAAGGAAUACAAUGCAAAGCAUUUUUGUGGCUUUUUGUAGUUUCUAUAAGCCAGAAUGUGUUUUUGAUAGCUUUGCUAAUAAGAGAUGGAUAGUUCACCGAGAGGGGAAAUGAAGGGGCUCGGCAGCCCUAAGCCAUGAAAAACAGACCGAGAUCCAAUGCUUUGCUAAACUGUUUUAUCUUUGUAGAGGUUUGUUUUUAAACGUGUAUUUCUAAUUAUAUAUAAUAAUGGUAAUAUUAAGAUUCUUAAAAAAAAAAAACAAUCUGUGAAAUUAACAUGCUUGUGUAUAGCUUUCUAAUAUAUGAAUAUAUAUACUAAUGAUUUUUUUUUUUCUUGGUUUCUUAGUGGAGUUUCUAUGUGCAGCUGCACAUGUUGUCUGGUUUGUUUCAUUUGAGCCCUGAACAGUGCUGUUCAGGCGUGUAUUUAGUCUAACCUUAAAAACCAGCUGGAGGUUUGUGCGACGGAGAGAAAGACAGGCCUGAAUGCUGAAACACAAACCUGUUAGUGGAAAAUGUCAUGAGACUGGAACUCGGGCUGACACGGAAACAAAUGUUGACACAUGAUGUACAUGAUUGUCACACGGAUGAGGAAACAUGACUGACCCUCAAUUCAGAUGCAUUCAGAUGUCUAGAUGCAUUUGAAUGCAUCCGAUAUUUCAUUCUUAACCAUUUAAUUUAAUAAAGUUAAUCUCAUAAAACAUGUUUUUUGACAUUAGCGCUGUUCUGUUCCAUUUCAAAUCUUCACCACUUGUGUUCAAGAUGUAUCACAGGCCCAGACCCAAUCCAUACCAUUUGCCCUUUGAAUCCUAUUUAUGUCAUUUCAUUUUGCAAGAGCAUUGCGAUUAAUUAUCCCUGAUGAUUUGCAAACCUAAUUUGACUCGAUGUUGUCCCGUGUCUCUUUAUGUUCCACUCUUCAAAACAAGGUUCCACAUUAUUUACCACACGUCACAUCAUGACAGCCCGGUGUCAGAUACACGGACAUAUUGAUCAUGCUGGUAUGAAAGAAGCACAAUUGUUUAUUUUAAAUAAAUAGCUGUUUUGAUUUUCUCUUUUUUAAACAAUGAAACUAGCCACAUAUCUCUCUGCCUCCCACUCCCGUAUCUGCUGUCACUUAAGUGUUAUAAUAUUUUUAUGUGCAUAUUUCAUGCAGGUUCACUAUGUUGUUACUGUAUACAGUCUGUGUAGUCAAACAGGGGCAGAGCCUCUAUAAUGGUGUUCUUCUCUUUUUUUUUUUAUUCAAUACAAAAAGGUUGAGAAAAAAAUAAACAUGAUGUUUCAGGCAGCGUUAAGUGUGGAGAAACCAAAGCCAGUGGCAUUUCUGUGUUGUAAACUCAACUUUUAUUUUCACAUUCAUUUAUGGUUUUUUGCAAGCAUUGAAACAAGAGAAUAAAAGAAUUUGCUCAAAUGUACAAUUGGUUUCACAUUUCAAUUUGAGUCAGUCAAAUGUAGCUUUAGUAACAAUACCCACCACAGUACUGAACCUGUUUUGUUACUCAUUAGUCUCCAUGUGUGUUGAAAAUGUUUUACUCAAAAAGGUGUUUUGUAUUUACAAUUGGCUCAGAAUUGACCGAAUCCUUCAGGCCUGAUCAUGUUAAAAGGCAUGCUUGCUGUGCACUUGAUCAAAGCACACCAUGCUCUUAUUAUCAGGCUUCUUAAUAACUGAUUGAAACAAUGCCAACAUAUACUGAUGGCUGAUUAAGGUGCUGUAGUUUUGACAAAAUUUUGAACCAAAGACACAGAGAAAACAUGUCUUUAUAUCUAUUUUUUUUUUCUCAUUUCAAGGCAUUCUUUUUCCUCACCUGUUGAUCAGUUGUUCUGUCAUUAUUGUAAUAGACUAAUUGUCGGUACCCUGAAAAUUGACCCAAGCAGUACCUCAGCUGAUGUUUUGAUAAGUCACUUGCAGUAAAAAAGGGGAGACCAUUCACCUGUACAGCUAUGUGUAAUAACCAUGUAAUACCAUUGCUAAAGGUCCCCACAUUUAAACGGGAUUCCUUGUUUGUGGUUUAUUUAAGUUGUUCUCAAAAGCUGAAAAGAGUAAGUGUGUUAAAAUGCUUAAAAAGUCAGUGUGUAGUAUCACAUGUAGCUUGUAUAAACCUGAAAAUGGGAGAAGAUUGGAAGUAAUGUUUUCUGGAACGCAAGAGCGGCUUUCAGCGGCAUAAGCUGGCCUUUGUCGCCACUUGAGACUAAGAUGGUAAUGAAUUAAAUCCACAUCUCUGUAACUCAAGGGACUUGAUUCAGCUGUAUGUAGUGAAAACGUAAAGGGAUGAAAUAAAAGUCUCCUCUGCUGGAGGGAAAGGCUAUUUGUAUUUUGCAGAGAUUUCAGUAAAGUUACUGGCUUUCUUAGUUAUCCUGAUGUGACUUGGUGUGAUUUCAUUGUGUUUGACUUGUUUCUGCAUGCAUCUCCAAACGGUGGCUAAGUUCAGACUGUGCAGACAAAAAACAACAUGUGAAAACCUUCCCUGAAUGGGUGCCACACAGCGGCUUGACUUUAAGAUACAAUGCAGAACACUGAAAUAAUGACAACAGCAUAAUUUUCACAUUUCUUUCCAUUUCCAUUUUUAAAAAAUGUGGCAUUCUGACAUACAUUCAUACUGAAGACAUUUAUUUGACAUUCAAAGCCAAGGUUUAUCUUACUUACAGUAACAUUACAGUUGCUCCCUCUCUCAGUGAUACAUUAAGCACAAUGCACAUGGACAUGACAUUCAUGGGGG
This is a messenger RNA of Etheostoma spectabile (orangethroat darter), 5882 nucleotides long. RefSeq names its product myocyte enhancer factor 2cb (gene mef2cb). Gene Ontology annotation, biological process: positive regulation of transcription by RNA polymerase II; cell differentiation. Lineage: Eukaryota; Metazoa; Chordata; Actinopteri; Perciformes; Percidae. The transcript is spliced from 11 exons. The coding region runs from base 685 to 2121 and encodes 478 amino acids. Gene Ontology annotation, molecular function: histone deacetylase binding; DNA-binding transcription factor activity, RNA polymerase II-specific; protein dimerization activity. The record is from RefSeq and is a predicted model, not a curated record.